UAAGUCCUCUCAAUGAGUGGCAUUUGGAGAGAUUAACGUUAACCUCUCAAGUGAUCUAGUGUCAAAUAUUUCCUCCGCAAAGGUUGCUAUUUUUUGUUAACCGCUACAUCUCUGGUUAUUACUGCCCUCCGAAAACCAACAAAAAGAAAAGCACCUUGCACUAUUUGUAGCCCUAUUUCGCGUUUUGUCCUUCACUUGCAAUCAUAUCAACUCUCCAAUGGGGAGAAUGGGACAAGAAUCAGACUCCAAAGCCAAGUUAGUGUUAGAGAUUUGCUCCAUUUCCACGCGUUCCGUGGUGUGUGUUCAUACACUUUUCUCAAGAUCAGCCAAUGCGAUUUUUGUUGACUGGUAUUGCAUUCUUGGAGUGGAAGAAAAUGCAGGGGUGAACGCCAUUCGCAAACGCUACCACAAACUUGCCUUACAAGUUCACCCAGAUAAGAAUAAACACCCCAAGGCUGAAAUUGCUUUCAAGCUCGUUUCUGAGGCAUAUGCAUGUCUAUCUAAUGCAGAAAAGAGAGAAGCCUUUGACUCGGAGAGAUGCAAGCAUUUCUGCUUCGAGUGCAAAAGAAUUCCGUAUUCAUCUAGAAAUGUCCCUGGAAAUUCAAGUGGGUCAGGUUUUAAGGCAUGGAACAUCAUAACCAGAUCAAGAUCUUUCAAACUUUGGAGAAAUAUUAGGGACAUGAGGGAAAGAUUCAUGGACGAGGCUAAGGUUAUAGAAAACUGUUUGCGAACAAAUUCAAUGUCGAGGAAAGAAUCCCCACACUACAACUCAGUUGGCUUUCUAAAUAGAAGCAAGUCACUGCAAAGAUUCGAGAAAGAAACCCCAGUUUUCAAUCCAUCGGACUACUUGUACCAAGGCUACCCUCACCUGAGGGGCUAUAAUUACAAGAAUUCUUCGACAUUUUGGUACUUGCAGAGAAAUAGUAUGCUUCACAAUGGAAGGGGAGGAGCGCAGCAUGCCUCUCCAGUUUUUGAGGUCAAAUCGAGGAGUUUGUUUACUAGCAGAUUCGCUUUUGUCCCAUCAAAAUGUUAGCUCGAAACAAUUUUUUAACGCAAUGUGUUUGUCAGCUUCUCGCUUGUUUAAAGGAUUAACUGCAUUUCAUUAUGAAAUUGUCAUGUGAUAUA
Molecule: messenger RNA, 1125 nt
Organism: Cajanus cajan (pigeon pea)
Lineage: Eukaryota; Viridiplantae; Streptophyta; Magnoliopsida; Fabales; Fabaceae
Product: Chaperone DnaJ-domain superfamily protein
Source: RefSeq, a predicted model, not a curated record